Seriola dumerili (greater amberjack) is the source of this 2163-nucleotide messenger RNA. RefSeq names its product cysteine and histidine rich 1 (gene zftraf1). Gene Ontology annotation, molecular function: zinc ion binding. NCBI's taxonomy places the organism in Eukaryota, Metazoa, Chordata, Actinopteri, Carangiformes, Carangidae. The record is from RefSeq and is a predicted model, not a curated record. The coding region runs from base 799 to 1929 and encodes 376 amino acids. The transcript has 6 exons. Gene Ontology annotation, cellular component: nucleus.
UUCACGGCUGUACACAAGUAGUUACUGGCACACAGAGGCCGUUACAGAUACACGCAAAAUAUUUACUUUUAAAUACGAAACUUAUAUUAUUAGGCACGAUCGAGAACCUGCCCGAGUAAUAACGAAUUUGACCCGGAGUCGUUAAGGCUGUGCAGGGUGAAGUCGGGGGAGACGGACAGGAAAAAAACAAAGAUGGCUGUGUAGCCAGAGAGACGAGUCCCAACAGAAGUGUCUCUAGCCGCGGCUUUGAUCACCGACAGGUCCCGUGAGUCCCGUGGACAGUCAGUCGGUACCGGAGCGGGGACAUUAGACGAGCAGCCGAGCUGGGCCGCGGUGCACAUCUUUGUAUUCUGCUGUCAUUGCGAAUAACGGCGUCGAGAGCACAACAACAGCUGAGGGACGCCUGAGUUGUUUUUGUUCUGCCUGGGCAAAGGGAGAGGACUGCUGUGUUUUUGUCAACGUAGCUAGCACAUAGUCUGCUAGCUUCACUGUAAGUCACCAAAACUAGUCAACAUUUAAUUUAGUCGUUAUUACAUUUUGCACAUGAUCUCGUUAUUACACAAUCAUUGGUUUGUUAAAUUUUCAAGUUCCUAAGUGUAGGGUAGCAUUAAUAAUAAGUUAGUCCGCAUUCCUUUCUGACAGCCUGCUGCCGUAGCGUUAGCCUGGCUAACGUUAGCUAGCUGUCAGCUGACCGUUAGCUUGACAGGUUGUGAGCUAGUCCCUAGCUAACCUGCUAAUAUUUCGGGUUCAGCGUGGUCGCGGCAGGUACAUCUCAGACAUUUCUAGACAGUCAUCGCCAUGUCUUCACUGGAAGAGAGAGACGUGGGCGUUGCGGCCGCCCCUGGCUCCUCCUCGGCCGGCCUGGGGGUCGGGGCCGUGGGGGCGGCAGUGGAGGCUGUCGCCGGGGUCGCUGCCAUGCAGGAGGAGGUCGGGAUACGACGAGAAGGGCCCGAGCCUGACGCAGACGAGCCACCCAAGAAGAGGGUGAAAAUGCCCGAGGGAGAGUCAGGAAAGCUGGAGGAGAGACUGUACUCAGUGCUGUGCUGCACCGUGUGCCUAGACUUGCCCAAGGCGUCUGUAUACCAGUGUACCAAUGGACAUCUGAUGUGUGCAGGCUGUUUCAUCCACCUCCUGGCUGAUUCUCGUCUCAAAGAAGAACAGGCCACAUGUCCCAACUGCAGGUGUGAGAUCAGCAAGAACCUGUGCUGCAGGAACCUUGCAGUGGAGAAGGCUGUCAGUGAGCUGCCGACAGAAUGUACCUUCUGCCUAAAACAGUUCCCCCGCUCCAGCUUAGAGAGACACCAGAAAGAGGAGUGUCAAGACAGGGUGACGCAGUGUAAGUACAAGAGGAUCGGCUGCCCUUGGCAAGGUCCCUUCCACGAGCUGCCAGCACAUGAGAGUGAGUGCUCCCAUCCCACUAAGACUGGUACAGAGCUGAUGGGAAUCCUGGGAGAGAUGGACCAGAACCACCGCAGAGACAUGCAGCUCUACAACAGCAUCUUUAGCCUGCUCUGCUACGAAAAGAUUGGGUUUACAGAGGUGCAGUUCAGGCCGUACCGCACUGAUGACUUCAUCACUCGUCUGUACUAUGAAACACCGCGCUUCACUGUCCUCAACCAGACGUGGGUGCUGAAGGCCCGCGUUAAUGACUCCGAGCGCAACCCCAACCUCUCCUGCAAGCGCACACUCUCCUUCCAGCUCAUCCUCAAGAGCAAGGUGAACUCUGCCCUGGAGUGCUCCUUCCUGCUGUUGAAGGGGCCGUAUGACGACGUGCGGAUCAAGCCUGUCAUCCACCACCACUCCUUCAGCAACGAUGCCAACGAGACCGACUACGUCCCUCUGCCCAUCUCUGAUUCGGUGGAGUGCAACAAACUGCUGGCCGCCAAAAACAUCAACCUGCGCCUAUUCAUCUUCCAAGUCCAAAAAUAAAGAGUGAGGGAAGAAGAGGAGGAGGAGGAGGAGGAAGAAGAGGAGGAGGGGGAAGAAGAUGGAAAGGACAAGGAACAAGAAGAAGGGUGAUGGAGGACGAGGGGCUAAGAGAGAGAGGAUCUGAUGAAGAUUAAAGAGAGACACCACUGAACCACUGAUACCUCUUAACACCUACACACACACACACACGCAAAUACAUGUAUAUACUCACUCACACAGACACACACAAUCACG